Molecule: messenger RNA, 1225 nt
Organism: Tachyglossus aculeatus (Australian echidna)
Lineage: Eukaryota; Metazoa; Chordata; Mammalia; Monotremata; Tachyglossidae
Product: testis-specific serine/threonine-protein kinase 6-like
Exons: 1
Coding region: 141-956 (271 amino acids)
Biological process (GO): intracellular signal transduction; microtubule cytoskeleton organization; protein phosphorylation
Cellular component (GO): cytoplasm
Molecular function (GO): protein serine/threonine kinase activity; tau-protein kinase activity; ATP binding
Source: RefSeq, a predicted model, not a curated record
CACACGUACCCACACGCGAGGGGCGAAGGACUGCCAGGGUGGGGAGGGAGGCUUGGCACUAUGGGUUAAAACCCUCCAAACCGUCCCCUCAGAAACUCCGCGGGUGGGCCGGCGUCGUCCCCACCCCCUCCGCCCCCGCCAUGUCCGGAGACAAGCUCCUGUCGCAGCUGGGCUACAAGCUGGGCAAGACCAUCGGGGAGGGCAGCUACUCCAAGGUCAAGGUGGCCACUUCCCGGAAGUACAAGGGGGUGGUGGCCAUCAAGAUGGUGGACCGGCGGCGGGCCCCGCCGGACUUCGUGGCCAAGUUCCUGCCGCGGGAGCUGUCCAUCCUGCGGGGGGUCCGCCACCCGCACAUCGUCCACGUGUUCGAGUUCAUCGAGGUGUGCGACGGCCAGCUCUACAUCGUCAUGGAGGCCGGGGGCGCCGACCUGCUCCGCGUGGUCCAGCGGUCGGGGCCCCUGGCCUGCGGCCGGGCCCGGGACCUGUUCGCCCAGAUGGCGGGCGCCGUCCGUUACCUGCACGACCGCCACUUGGUCCACCGCGACCUCAAGUGCGAGAACGUGCUGCUCAGCCCCGACGAGCGGCGGGUCAAGCUGACCGACUUCGGCUUCGGCCGCCAGGCCCGCGGCUUCCCGGAUCUGAGCACCACCUACUGCGGCUCGGCGGCCUACGCGGCGCCCGAGGUGCUGCUGGGCAUCCCCUACGACCCCAAGAAGUACGACGUGUGGAGCCUGGGCGUCGUGCUGUACGUCAUGGUCACCGGCUGCAUGCCCUUCGACGACGCCGACUUGGCCCGCCUGCCCCGCCGGCAGCGGCGGGGCGUCGUUUACCCCCAGGGCCUGGAGCCCGUCGAGCCGUGCCGGGCCCUCAUCGCCCACCUGCUCCAGUUCUGCCCCGCCGACCGGCCCUCGGCCGGACAGCUGGCACGCCAUGCCUGGCUGCGCGGGGACUCCUGAGGCCGAGGCCUAGGGGUCACGGAGGUCACCGGUGAGAGCCCCGGCCCCCCAAUCCCACCUCCGCCACCGCCUCCAUCGCCACGGCCUCCCCUCCCGCUCCUCUCACCUCAAGGGCCCGGGAGAGGAGCCGGAGGGAAAAUCCCGGGGGGAUGCUCCACCCCGGCCACCCCAGCCGCCCCUCUUCCCCACCCCGCUCACCCAAGGACACAGACCGGACACCGCGUCUCUCCCCGAAGCUGCGCCCUACAAUAAAACCGCUUUCUUCCCUC